Messenger RNA from Octopus sinensis (East Asian common octopus), 3048 nucleotides. Its product is annotated as serine/threonine-protein kinase pakD-like. Gene Ontology annotation, biological process: regulation of transcription by RNA polymerase II; sex differentiation. Gene Ontology annotation, cellular component: nucleus. The record is from RefSeq and is a predicted model, not a curated record. The transcript has 3 exons. Gene Ontology annotation, molecular function: RNA polymerase II cis-regulatory region sequence-specific DNA binding; DNA-binding transcription factor activity, RNA polymerase II-specific. Lineage: Eukaryota; Metazoa; Mollusca; Cephalopoda; Octopoda; Octopodidae. Bases 8 to 2122 code for a protein of 704 amino acids.
AACCAAUAUGGAGGUGGAGUGUAGACCAGAUAACUCUAUAAGGAAUGGUCACUAUAGCAACAGACUGCUUGACAGUGCGAUUUACACGUACAGAAACGCCAAACACCUGCCGUCAGCUUUAAUGUCUUUUUCUCCGCGUUCAGCAUCAUCGUCGUCCUCAUCAUCGUCAUCGUCGACGUUGUCAUCAUUAUCCUCUUCCUCCUCACCCUCCACCUCCUCACCCUCCACCUCCUCACCCUCCUCCUCAUCAUCAUCGUCAUCAUCAUCGUCUGCAGUAUUCUCAUCAACCGCCACAUCAUCAUCUCCAAAAACAACAUUAACUACAACAUCGUCGACGUUGUCGUUAUCCUUGAACCAAAACAAACUUCCGGGACCGCUGAAAUCAACAAUUAUAAGGACUGAAGCCCACCACAUCGAUGGAAGUCAUUUGAAGUCGACUCCAACUUUCAGACAACAAUCUGUUGCCUCGGUGCGUCGUUUACUGCGGACACCAAAAUGUGCCCGUUGCCGAAAUCACGGUGUUGUGUCAUGUUUAAAGGGUCACAAACGAUAUUGUAGAUGGCGCGACUGUCAAUGUGCCAACUGUCUGUUGGUUGUGGAACGACAGAGGGUAAUGGCGGCUCAAGUAGCUCUCAGAAGGCAUCAAGCAACCGAGGCGAACAGCAAUAUGAAGAACAAGGGAAAGAAUGCAGCUAACGUCCUGCAACAAAGGAAAUUACUCCACCGAAAUCUGCGGAAUUUGCAACAACAUACACUAUCUAGAGAAAUACUUUCCAGUUACCGCUCCCGACUGCAAUGUCUACCUUCUCCCGAGAGUAUUCGAGGAGUCCUGCCUUACAUGAACGAAAGAAUGCGCAAGCGGAGAUGUUUUGCUGACAAAGAACUUGAAGUAGUGAUGUACCAGAGAGAACAAGAAGCUGAAAUUGUUGCCAAAUCGAAAUCUAACAUAGGUGCAGAUGCACUUUCUGCAGUCGGCACUUUACGUUUACCUACGGUCAAUAACAAUCUGCAAAAUUAUACAGGAGAACGUCGACCUGGACCACAACAUCAAUCACAACAACAACAACAACAACAACAACAACAACAGCAACAGCAGCAACAGCAACAGCAACAACAUCAACAGCAACAGCAGCAGCAAAUUCAGCAGCAGCAACUCCAAACCCCAAAAGAAUUCUUAGGAAGAAUUUUCCCGGCCUUAAAUCCGAACCUCUUAGAACUGGUGUGGCAAGGUUGUGGCGGUAGCUUAGAGCGAGCGAUUGAACACCUAGCCACAGGUACCAAGUCAAGUCUGGUGGUUGCUUCUAACAGUGCCAAUUUUAUGAACUCUGCUGGAUAUUGUCCUGCCACCCUAAAUCAACUAAUCCAAACCUACUCCGUCCAUUACCCGUUUCACACAUCACCUUUCAAUUCAGACCACCCGAUAUAUUUUAAUUCAUCGUUGUCGCCACCAUCCCCGAUCCUUUCGUCCAUCACUAGUGUGCCUUCAGGUAGAAUUCCAUCCACUUCCCCCUCGUUGACAUCAAAGUGUCCGGAAGAUACUUUGUCUCUUUCAUCUUCAUCACCUUCGUUGCCAUCAACUAUUUCCCCUUCUGUCACUAAAGACAAACUACAAUUCCAAAGUGCGCAACAAAAAGUUAAUUACCAACUGUUGUCCUUGAAUUUGUACACAUCCACAAACCAGAAAGAUCCAGACGGAUUAGAGCAACGCAAAAGUGGUAAAAGCUACAGUGGCUGUGUUCACACAUCUACAGAAAUUUCUUCCAAAGUCAACGACGGAGUACCAGGAAAAAACGUUGAGCACAGUGGUACAAGUAGAAUGUCUCCUGGUGAGAGUGUAUCCCCUACAUGCCAGACACCGCUAGCAUUGGUUACAACUAUCGGUAAAAAUGGUCUCAGUAACAUGAGAAAACUUAUAACUACGGAAGAGCUGUUGAAAAGAAGAUCAGCUUUUCAAUGUUUAGUCAGACCAUUAAAUCGGCCGAAAGCAGCAGACAUAAACGAUAGCUACGCAGAAGGAGCAAUUAAUUCGUUUAAAAUGGAAUCUCAAACAGAAAGAACUUUUACUACUGAGCGUGCGAAGAUCCCGCUUAAGUUCUCUGUAGCUGCAUUGAUUGGCAAAUAAACUAAACUGUUCGAUAUCCUGACCUGUUUGAUAUCAUACCUCUGCACCAACCAAAACUGCUAUCAAUUGAGACAUACAGCAAACAAAUGCGUGAUCUAAACUGACAAUUAAAAUACACACACGCGCACACACCACACACACACACACACACACACACACACACACACACAUAUAUAUAUAUAUACACACAUACACACACACACACACACAUACGAUAAGUCAGCCAGUAACAUCAGAUGUUCGACGUUAAAUAGUAUUUGUCUGAAAUUGUUCUAUAUAUCAGACAGAAGAUAACUUUGGGAUUAACACUUUGUAAGCUCUAGAAAUGCCUUGUUAAAAUAGUGUUAACAUAUUUAAGACAAUCAACAUUCAAUACGUUAACAUUAACUACUUAGCUAUUAGUUUUCGUGCGGAAAGCGUAUAAGUAAUUUAUUUUGUAGUCUUGUCUCUCUAAAGCUGUCAUCACGUCUUAAAAACCAUAGAGAAGUCAUCUAAUUAAAUAUUUUGUGAAAUAGAUGAAAGGUAUAGAUGGGCUCUGUCAGCUGAAUAAAAACCCCCGGAAUUCUCUUCAGAUGAAUCGAAAUGAGCCGAAAGGAGAAGUAAAAAGAAACAAACAUGCUAGACAAUACAGACAAAUAAAUGUGAAAAUAUGAGGCAGAAUGAAGGAUUAAUUUUAUACAAUACUUAUUCCUGAUUUAGUAGUUUUAUCAAAUGCUUUGUGAUUCCCGUCAUCUCCCCGAAUUCUUUUUAGGACGCAAAUAAGUUUCCAUUUUGCAAUAUAGAAGUCGGUUGUUCAUCAAAUAAGCAGCAAUAUUCAAUGACAAUGCAGACAUACACAGAAACUGUGAUUACAAGACAUACAGGGGAAAUAUCACGCAUACACAUACUCAUAUAUACAUACACACACGUCAUAUACAUACAAUAUA